This is a messenger RNA of Sesamum indicum (sesame), 620 nucleotides long. RefSeq names its product large ribosomal subunit protein uL6m. The record is from RefSeq and is a predicted model, not a curated record. Gene Ontology annotation, molecular function: structural constituent of ribosome; rRNA binding. Gene Ontology annotation, biological process: translation. Lineage: Eukaryota; Viridiplantae; Streptophyta; Magnoliopsida; Lamiales; Pedaliaceae. Gene Ontology annotation, cellular component: ribosome.
ACACAAAAGUUGAAAGCCCAAUAACAAUCGGAUGCUACAGUGCUGGGCGCCCGACCCAAUUGUUCCAUAGUUCCAUCGAAGGACGAACCUGAGUUCACUGGGGACUGGUAGAGUUUUCACCCUGAGCUAAGUCUCCUCCUCAGUACUGUAAUUUCGCCAGGCUGAAGUGAAUUGUUGGGUGCAAAUCUUGUUGCCCUGGGUGGCGAGCUUGUUGGAAAAUGACAUGUGACGAAAAUGUUUGACGAAAUGCGUGUUUGACAUGUUAUGCCGAUUCAUUUAGAAGGAGGCGUUUGGAAUUUGUGCUUAACUUUUCUUUUCUUGGGGAUCGAUAUUCUUCUUAUGAUGGAAGCCAAAUUCUUUCGCUUUCUUAAGAUUGUUGGAGUUGGUUUCAAAGCUAGAGCAGAAGCUGAAGGGCGACUCCUGUACCUCAAACUUGGUUAUAGCCAUGAAGUUGAGCUGACUGUACCUCCAGCAGUGCGUGUGUUUUGCUUCAAAAACAAUGUCGUAUGCUGCACUGGAAUUGACAAGGGGAGGGUGCAUCAAUUUGCUGCUGCUGUCCGUAGUUGUAAGCCUCCUGAAGUUUAUAAAGGCAAAGGCAUCAUGUACAUUGAUGAAGUUAU